CUUCUGAACCUAGAUUUCCAACAUGGCGACCAUGCUCCGCUCUGCUGCCCGACUUCUUCAAUGCCGGUGUUCUGCUGCCCUGACUGUGAGGCCGAUGACUUCGAGAACAAUAUUACCAGGUGUACAAGCAUGCAGUAAAUUUACACAACCAGAUAACAGGAGGGACUUCUCUGCUUUUCAAGUCGUUUCUAUGUGCCCUGCGAACAGCGUACAAAUAGGCGGCAUCAGAGGAUAUGCUGAAUUGCCAGAUCUUACGUUAGAACAAGUUAAGGAACGUGUCCUAUAUGUUCUAAAACUUUAUGACAAAAUUAACGAAGAGAAGUUGUCAGUUGAUAGUCAUUUUAUGAAUGAUUUGGGAUUAGACAGUCUGGACCAAGUAGAAGUUAUAAUGGCUAUGGAAGAUGAAUUUGGUUUUGAAAUCCCAGAUUCACAUGCAGAAAAGUUGAUGUCACCCAAGCAUGUUAUUGAAUAUAUUGCUGAUAAAAAAGAUGUGUUUGAAUAGAAGUAUUAUAAGUUGAGUGGUGUACAAGAGUUUUAUUCUCGUAAUAAAGUGAAACAGUGCAUAAUACAAGUUGGUUUGUGAAAUAAUAUGGUGUUCCAUAGACAUAGCACUGAAGAAACUAAGAAUAUGGGACUCUAGUUAUUGCAAUCAAAUCACCCAUGUGUGGCACGUUUUUAUCAUCGGCAUUUCUUAGAUCCCUUCUUGUUGGUAAUCUUGUAGAAAUUUACUGGUAAUUAUUACACAGCUGUAAUUUUUGUUCUCAUUCACUAGUGUCGGCUUUUAUAAAAGCUACUUCAUUGUCAAUUACUGCACUAGAAAUAAAAGGCUUGGUUUUGUUU
Messenger RNA from Saccoglossus kowalevskii, 840 nucleotides. Its product is annotated as acyl carrier protein, mitochondrial-like. The record is from RefSeq and is a predicted model, not a curated record. NCBI's taxonomy places the organism in Eukaryota, Metazoa, Hemichordata, Enteropneusta, Harrimaniidae. Gene Ontology annotation, cellular component: respiratory chain complex I; mitochondrion. Gene Ontology annotation, molecular function: acyl binding; acyl carrier activity. Gene Ontology annotation, biological process: fatty acid biosynthetic process.